UUUACGCUGUGUUUUCUUCAUCAUUGUAUCAUCAUGUGGUAUCGUUGCGUUUUAUAGUAAUUUGAAAUCUUCAUCAAAUUUAAGCGGCUUUAUAUACACGACCUGAACUGAUGUACCGUUAACAUUGUGAGCAGUUUAUUGUAACUAUCAUAGUUUGAAUGCUAAUUCUCAACCCACAUCAUGGAGCGUGACAGCGGUCGGUUUCCAUUCCCCUUCCAACCUUAUCCCAUCCAGGAGCGCUUUAUGGAGUCUCUUUACACUGCUUUGGAUCAGGGGAAAGUUGGGAUAUUUGAGAGUCCAACUGGCACGGGAAAGUCUCUAAGUCUUAUCUGUGGUGCAUUGACAUGGCUGAGAGAUCACGAGGAGAAGAAACAAGAGGCUGCCAAACUUCUGAAUACUGAAGGUUUGGAGAAAGGGAGUGAUGAUGGGAAGGAGAAGAAGAAGAGCAGUGAAGCAUCAGAGCCUGACUGGGUGUCUGAGUUUGUCCAGAAGAAAGCAGAGAGAGACAUGGUGAAUAAGUUAAAGGAUGAAGAACUGAAAAGAAAGAAGAGAGAGGAGAGACUGGAGAUGAUCAGACACAACGCUCAGCUCAGAUAUGCCAUGAAGAGAAAAGCCACUGAGGAUGAUGAGACUGUAAAGUUACUGCAGCUUAGCAAAGAGGGGGCGGAGUCAGAAACACACGACCCAGAAGAGGAGGGGCUUAUCGUAGCAGAAUAUGAGAGCGAUGAGGAGGCCACACCCAAAAGCAGGCUGUGUGAGGAUGAUGAUGAUGAAGAUCUAGAAGAAGAUCAUGUCACUAAGAUUUAUUAUUGUAGCAGAACUCAUUCGCAGCUGGCACAGUUUGUGCACGAGGUACAGAAGAGUCCUUAUGGGGACAGCGUUCGAUUGGUCAGUCUGGGCUCCAGACAGAACCUGUGUGUUAAUCCAGAGGUUGUGCGGCUCGGAAAUGUCCAAAUGAUGAAUGAUCGCUGUUUGGAAAUGCAGAAAAACAAACACGAUAAACGAGAAAAGGCGUCAGACUCGGAGCCGAAGCGGCGCCGCGGUGUUGCCAAAGCGACGUGUCCCUUCUCUGGUUUUGAGAAUUUGAUGUCGAUGAGGGACGAGGUGCUGGUGAAGGUGCGAGACGUCGAACAACUCUUACAGCACGGGCGAGACACACACACGUGUCCUUACUACAGCACACGCAUGGCCAUACCUGCAGCUCAGGUGGUGGUGUUGCCCUAUCAAACUCUGCUCCAUGCUUCCACUCGCAAAGCUUCUGGGAUCAAACUAAAGGAUCAGAUUGUGAUUAUCGACGAGGCUCAUAAUCUGACGGACACAAUCUCAGCCAUACACAGUGUAGAAAUGAACGGAGCACAGAUUUGUAGGGCUCAUUCGCAGCUCUCCCAGUACUGUGAGCGCUACAGAAGUCGAUUAAAGGCUAAAAAUCUGAUGUACAUCAAACAGAUUCUCUUUGUUUUGGAGGGACUUGCACGCACACUUGGAGGUAAAGUGGGUCAGAAUCCAAACACUCAGUCCUGUCAACCAGGAAGUGAGCUACUGACUAUUAAUGACUUCCUGUUUAGGGCUCAGUGUGACAACAUUAACCUUUUUAAGGUUCAGAAAUAUUUUGAGAAGAGCAUGAUCAGCCAAAAGUUGUGUGGAUUUGUGGAGAAGUAUGAAGGCAACGGCAUAACCUCGCAGUCCAGCUGUAAAAACAAAGAGAAUCGUCGUAUUGAAGGACUUGGACGUUACCUGCAGUCACUGCAAAACAACCCUACAGUUGUUUCAGAACAGCAGGUGGCAGCGGAGGUCAAACCCACCAUGGCCUCUCCAAUGAUGCUGGUCGAAAGUUUCCUGUUUGCUCUCACGAACGCCAACAAAGACGGACGAGUUGUAAUACAGCGACAGGCAUGUCUUUCUCAGAGCAGCCUGAAGUUUCUCUUACUGAACGCAGCCGUUCACUUCACACAGAUCGCGCGGGAGAGCCGGGCCGUGAUCAUCGCCGGAGGAACCAUGCAGCCUGUUGCAGAUUUUAAAGAGCAGCUUCUAUUCUCGGCCGGAGUGACGGAAGAUCGUAUUUUGGAAUUCUCGUGUGGUCACGUCAUACCUCCUGAGAAUAUCCUACCCAUAGUCCUUUGCACCGGCCCCUCAGGACAACAGUUGGAGUUCACUUUUCAAACCAGGGACACGCCACAGAUGAUGGAAGAAACCGGUCGUGUUUUAUCAAACCUGUGUAACAUAGUGCCGGGGGGAGUGGUCUGUUUCUUCCCUUCAUACGAAUAUGAGAAGAGAAUUCUGGGACACUGGGAGGCAACUGGAGUCCUCCAGCGCUUACAGUCUAAAAAGAAGAUAUUCCAGGAACCAAAGAAAGCCAAUCAGGUCGAGCAAGUACUCAGUGACUACUCCAAAUGUAUACAGCGUUGUAUUAAUGCCGAGGGCGGCCAAUCAGGGGCGCUGUUAUUUUCCGUAGUCGGAGGAAAAAUGAGUGAAGGAAUCAACUUCUCCGAUGACCUGGGCAGAUGUAUUGUUAUGGUUGGAAUGCCGUAUCCCAACAUAAAGUCACCAGAGCUGCAGGAGAAGAUGACGUACCUGGACAAAAACAUGCCUCAUAUAGAUGGUAAAAGUCCAGGGAAAGCAAUGAUUGAAAAUCUUUGCAUGAAAGCUGUCAAUCAAUCCAUCGGGCGUGCGAUUCGUCAUCGUGGUGAUUACGCAUGCAUUGUCCUGUGUGACCACCGUUACUCGCGUACAGGAACGCUGCAGAAACUUCCAGAGUGGAUUCGAUCCAGCACACGCACACACACCAGCUUUGGUCCUGGAUUCGCAAGCAUUAGAAAGUUUUUCUUAGAGAAGCGACAGAGACCGCCAGUCUGAGCAGACAGGAGACCAUCGAUUGCUUCACCAUUUGUUCGUUCUGCAUCACGAAUGUGUGUUACGACUCGGGACGUGUAAAUUAUUUCGUUCAGCAUCUCCGUCCUCAGGUUAUGCAGUUCAGCAUUUGUUCAUGAGAUCCUGACUUUAUUAAAAACGCCUCUUUGUGUGAAUCUGUGUUUGUAAGUGAAACUGUAAGAACACAGCGUUUCAGAUCGAGUUUAACAAUGAGUUUAUUU
Paramisgurnus dabryanus is the source of this 3089-nucleotide messenger RNA. Lineage: Eukaryota; Metazoa; Chordata; Actinopteri; Cypriniformes; Cobitidae. The record is from RefSeq and is a predicted model, not a curated record.